This is a messenger RNA of Astrephomene gubernaculifera, 675 nucleotides long. NCBI's taxonomy places the organism in Eukaryota, Viridiplantae, Chlorophyta, Chlorophyceae, Chlamydomonadales, Astrephomenaceae. The record is from the annotation of a GenBank genome assembly.
GUUGGGCCGCGGGGUGUGGCGCAGCACUACUCCGAGACGGGUUGGUUGCGGUUGUGGGGCGGCGGGCUGCAGCAGCAACGUGUGCAGGGGCUGGAGCGGCAGCGAGCACAGGGGCAGGAGCAGCAAGAUGGGCAGGCGCAGGGGCAGCAGGGGUUGGUGCCGCCGCCGCCGCCGCAGCAGCAGCAGCACCAUGAGCGAUUGCGCCAUAAAGGGAAGCAGCAAGAGCGGCAGCAUGUGCAACCGUUGGAGGUUGGUUCGGAGCGGCAACAACCGCACCCCAAUUGGGAGCAACAGCACCACCAACAAUGCCGACAGCGGCCAGAUCCGACAACGGCGCCGGCAGCCGCAACGUUGGCAGAGGAGAAGACGGAAAAGCUGGAAUUCAAUUCUGGUGGUGGUGGCGGUAGGAGUGGUAGCAGGAGUUGUACGGCAACAUCGGCGGUACGAUUGAUGCGGGUGGAGUACGAACUGUACGACAGUCCUGGAUCCCACCUGCAACGCCACCCGCUGCUAGGCGCCUCCCUGGACCGACUGCUCUUCCUGCGCCUCUCAGCGCACUUGCGACCCCGGCCCCGACCCUGCUACGGCCUGCAUGCCGGUCAUGUGGCAGGUGGUCGCCCCCCCCACCACAUUCCCCCCCUCCUGCAGCAGCGGACACCGCCCGCUACCCCGACC